Messenger RNA from Lucilia cuprina (Australian sheep blowfly), 3162 nucleotides. RefSeq names its product alpha-1,6-mannosyl-glycoprotein 2-beta-N-acetylglucosaminyltransferase (gene Mgat2). Gene Ontology annotation, biological process: oligosaccharide biosynthetic process; protein N-linked glycosylation. NCBI's taxonomy places the organism in Eukaryota, Metazoa, Arthropoda, Insecta, Diptera, Calliphoridae. The record is from RefSeq and is a predicted model, not a curated record. The coding region runs from base 907 to 2775 and encodes 622 amino acids. Gene Ontology annotation, molecular function: alpha-1,6-mannosylglycoprotein 2-beta-N-acetylglucosaminyltransferase activity. The transcript has 12 exons. Gene Ontology annotation, cellular component: Golgi membrane; Golgi stack.
UUGGUGAGCAAUGAUGAAAAACAACAAAAAAAUAAGUGAAAUAAAAAAAUGAGUGAAAAUUUUAGAAUAAAUAAAUUACAAAAAAUUUAUAGCAAACCAAAGAAUAAUAAAUAACAAGUUUAAAGUAUAAUAAUUAAACUAAGUAUAUGUAUUAAGAAAUUAAUAAGAUAAAAAAGUAAUUUUAAACAAAAGUUUAUUGAAAAAAAAAUUUUAAAAUAAAUUGUGGCAAAAAUUAUGAAAAUUUUAGCAAAAAAGUUUCUCAGAUAUUAAAACCAAAUUACAAAAAAGCAAAAAAAAAAAUCUAUUGUUCUGUGUUGUAUACUCAAACCAACUUAACCAACAUCAAGAUCCAUUCAUAGUUCCAUCCAUCCUUUAAGUUGCAACAUCAAAAGUGAAAAAUCGAUUUUAUUUUCCUUUUUAUUCGGUAAAUGUGGAUGUGUUGGUGAGUGUGUUACUCUGUGUGUGUGUGUAUUUUUAAAUUUUCUAUCUCAUUUUGCUGUAUAUUUUUCGUUUACCAAACGAACUCACAACAACAACAACAAAUUGUUACUCUUCCUGUUCCUUUUUAAAACCGACGAACAACAACACACUAUUACAAAGGAAAAACAACAACAACGAUAGCAACAUUUAAUAACAACAGCAACAAAAUUAAUGUGAAUAAAAUCAACAACUACAACAACUUUAAGAAAAUGUGUAAUUUUCAAAAGCAAUUUUCAUUAAUGAAUUAUAUUUAUAAAACUUAAGGCUACAACAACAAAAAUAAUAUUUUAAAGUUAAAAAAACAGCAACAAUUUCGACUUUGGCAUUCCUUCUCUAUGGGAUAGAAAAACAGUCAAAAUGGUACGUUAAUAAUAAAAAUACCUCCCAGCCAAAAAAAACACCAUUUGAAUUUCAAUUUCAAACAGCAUGAGAGGUCGACGUAUACCUUUACCCCUACCUAAUACGGGGACAAUGCAUCGUAAACGUAAUACUUAUUAUAUACGAGGCAUAAUUGUGAUAACUUUAGUAAUAUUUUUAUUCCUACAAUUACAUGCUUUUAAUUUUCCUGAAUCUCGUGACAACUUGUUUACAGAACCCACAAAUGAUUCAGUUGAUGCCAUAUUGUCAAUGGUGCCAUCUGUUUUACACAAAUUUCUAACACCCAAAACACGUAAUCAAACUUUAGCAGCUAGUUUACAACAUAAUGGUUCUUUAUUGAAUGGUGCUGGCGGUUCGGUUAGUUUUGUCGAUUUAUAUCAUCCACCAAAUAUAACGGAGAUUAAACGACAAAUUGCCAAAUAUAAUGAAAUGCAAUUAGUUUUAAAUGAAUAUACAUUUGGUCCGCUACAAAAUGAUUCUGUGAUAAUUGUAGUACAAGUUCACACUCGUAUUACAUACCUACGCCAUUUGAUCGUGAGCCUAGCUCAGGCUCGUGAUAUUUCUAAAGUUCUAUUAAUAUUUUCGCAUGAUUUUUAUGAUGAAGAUAUUAAUGAUUUAGUACAGAGUAUAGACUUUUGUAAAGUUAUGCAGAUAUUUUAUCCACAUUCAAUACAAACACAUCCACAUGAAUUUCCGGGCGUAGAUCCGGAUGACUGUCCACGUGAUAUUAAAAAAGAUCAAGCCAUAAUUCGUAAAUGCAAUAACGCACUAUAUCCUGAUCUAUAUGGACAUUACAGAGAGGCAAAAUUUACACAAACAAAACAUCAUUGGUGGUGGAAGGCCAAUAGGGUUUUCGAUCAAUUGGAAGUGACAAGAUAUCAUACAGGUUUAGUGUUAUUCCUGGAAGAAGAUCAUUAUGUAGCCGAAGAUUUUCUAUAUCUAUUGGAGAUGAUGCAAAGGCGAACAAAAGAUUUAUGUCCACAAUGUAACAUUUUAUCAUUAGGCACCUAUUUAAAGACAUUUAAUUAUUACACAUACAAUAGCAAGUCAAAACAAAAAUCAUAUAGCAAUCAAUAUGCUUCUUCCUCGCUGAUCUCUACUAACAAUUUAUUAGGAUAUUCGUAUCAUAGGAAUAGAAAAUCACUACAAUUAUCAUCGCAAUCAGCUUUAACAUCAUCUUCUUCUAACAAUAAUAACAAUAUUAAUAAUAGUAACAACAAUAAUAAACAUUAUAAUAGAUAUUACGAUAAUAAUAAUGAAGAUAAUAAUAUUCUAACUAAUCACAAUAAUAAAAUUAAAAAUAAUAAUAACAGUAAAUUAAAAUCAUAUGUGGGUGAUACAAAUCCAAAUAGCAAUUCACAUGGCACCUUUUCCAUCACCUCAGCAGCGAGCACUACAACUAAGAGCACUUCUCAAUCAGGUGCACAACAGACAUGGAGUUAUCAUGUCUUACCAUCAUUGUAUUCUGUCUAUCAGAAGGUAGAAGUUAUGCCCUGGAUUAGUAGUAAACAUAAUAUGGGUUUUGCAUUUAAUCGCAGCACCUGGAAUAGUAUACGAAAAUGCCGUCAACAUUUUUGUUCUUAUGACGAUUACAAUUGGGAUUGGUCAUUGCAACAUGUAUCGCAACAAUGUUUACAACACAAAUUGCAUGCAAUGAUUGUAAAAGGCCCUAGAGUUUUUCAUAUUGGUGAAUGUGGCGUCCAUCACAAAAAGAAAAAUUGUGAAUCAAAUCAAGUGAUUUCAAAAGUUCAACAGGUCUUACGUAUUGCUCGCAAAUCUGGGCAAAUAUUUCCUAAAUCAUUAACCCUUACCGUUGCUAGUCUAAUUAAAAAGACUAAAUUACGUAAAGGCAAUGGCGGUUGGGGUGAUCGUCGUGAUCAUGAACUGUGUAUGAAUAUGACUUUAAUUACUAGAUGAAUUUAAGUGUUUAGGUAAAUUUAUUAUUAUUUUUCUUUUUUUUUUAAUUUUAAAUACUUAAGCGAUAAAAGUUAAAAAAAGCGUAAACACACAUAUAAAUUAAAGGAAAUUUAAAAAAUGUGGUUGUUCACAAUUGAGGUGUUAAGAGUUAAAAGUGAUAAGCAAAAUUUAAAAUUUUAUUUACAGAAAUUUGUCUGUAAAAAUCGAAACUUUACUUAACACUUCCAUUGUUUACAAGCUUUUAGUUUUUUUCUCAAACUCACAUCACUUAUGACAACUUAAAAUAAAACAAUUUCUUUACAAAAUGUAAAACUAAAAUAAAAACUUAGUUAAUUAGCUAAAAUUAAAAGAAAUUUAAGCACAAUUUAAGAAAAUCUUAAAAGACCC